CAUUUAAAGAGAUCAUGGAGGAGGAGGGCUGUCUUUAAAGCUCGCUACAUUUGUGAACUGAUGCCUCCGACUAUGACGAACAGCAACUCCCCCACAUUUCAACUCUGACCUCAACGAUUUGCAGAGAAACAGUAAGUGAGAGAGAGAGAGAGAGAGAGAGAGAGAGAGGGGGAAAAGACAGAGGGAGGUGGGCUUGAGGACUUCUUGUUCCAGUCAGGCAGUGGUGGCUCUUCUAGUUGAGAGACGGUCUUGGUAAGCUCAAGCAAAGCCACUGACGAGUCAGCUCCGAGCAGCACUGUCCGGAGAAUCUAAGCUUUCUUUGUACCAAUACUCUUUUCAAGGCGAUGUGAAGUGACUGAAGAGCUAAGAAAGAAGAAUAACAAUCUACUGCCUACACAGAGAGGCCAGUUGCACACACAGAAGUCAGACCAGUGCAAUAAGCAAAGCACUGAAGAAAGAGAAGAUAAAGUAAAAAGGGAAAAACUGGGAGAAAACUAAGCAAGGAGGGAGAUCCAAGAGUCAAGCUGCAGCCAGCCAGAGCCAGUGGAAUGGACCUCGGUGCCAGUUGGAUUAAUCCCCGCGUACCCGCAGUGCUGUCUGAGGAGGAGGGCUGAGGAUCGGCUGCAACAACAACAAACUCCUGAAUGAGGAUGAAUGGAGAUGUUCUUUAGCUAAGCCUGAAGAAAACACUCUUGCCAAAUCCACCUCUGUGUGAGCUGGGACAGCACUCGCUAACAGCUGGAGGAGGUGGUGGAGGUGGUGGAGGAGGUGGAGGAGAGGAGCCAGGGGGCCCAGAGCACUGCUGGUGCUACUGCCCCAGAGGAGAGGCAAGGGAGCGGGCAGGACACUGAGGAGGAACAGGCUCCGGAGGAGGGACACGAGGGAGGGGGCGAGGUGGCGGGUGGCGGGCGUCGCAUGGCCGUGCAGAGGCUGGUGGCGGCGGCGGUGGCAGUAGCCCUGCUGUCCCUGGUCCUAAACAAUGUUGCAGCCUUCACCCCCAGCUGGGUCCUGCAAGCCCUAGAGGAUGGACGCAAGCGGAGUGUGGGACUAUGGAGGAUGUGCCCCACUGGAGGGGAAAGGGGCCGUGAUGACCUCCACACUGGGAGAAGGGGGCAAGGGACACAGAGGCAGUGUGAGGGUCUUGGAUGGGGUUCUGAGUUUGCAGGCUACCAAGAGUCCCGCAGCACUGUCAAAUUGCAGUUUGACAUGAUGCGAGCAUGUAACCUGAUGGCAACGGUGGCCCUGACUGCUGGUCAGCUGAUCUUCCUUCUAGGCCUGAUUGAGCUGCCUUUCAUCACACAGGAAUCACAGUGGUGGGAGGAGGCCAUCGCUGCACUCUUCCAGUUAGCCAGUUUUGUGCUGGUGAUUGGACUUGUGACGUUCUACAGGAUUGGGCCCUACACACACCUGUCCUACUCCUGCUACUUGGACAUAGCUGCUUGCCUGCUGGCCACGAUGGCUGCGGCCAUGCUUAUCUGGAACAUUUUACACCGCCGUGAUGACUGCCUCGCACCUCGAGUUAUAAUUAUCAGUCGCUCACUGGCGUCACCUUUCAGCCCACGUCUAGAAAAUGACUAUGUGGAGUCGCCUUGUUGAGCCACGUGACCUCAAGAGCCGAGCCAUUAAGGACUAAACCAUUCAUGUGUUACACCAGCUGGUGCCUCCAAUAUGACUCUGAAGAGAAGGGGACACUCCUGUGGCUCUACAACGGCUAAACUAACAUGUACCUGCAUACUCUAUACUUCACAACUCCUACCACCAUAAACUAAGAUAUCAGAUGUUAUUUUGCUGCUUAGUGCACAAAAGUCACAGAUGUAAGAUUUAAAAUUAAUGUACAAAGCAGCCCUAAACUUCCAAAUAUAUAUAAAUACUGUAUGAUGUCUCAGUUAUUCAUGCUUGGGUGAGCUAAGUGGUAAACAUGGAAUUGGGACUAUAACUCUCUUAUAAUCUUCUCAUGAAAAGAUCAAGCUGGAACUUGACCUAUUUUGUUAUAAGUGCACUUAUUAAAUGCCCUGCAUAAUUAUAAAUUGGAAAUUAUGAAAGAUGUGUGAAAUAUAACACCAGAAUACCUCAUAUUUGUUUCCAUCCUUUUAAAGCUGAUUACAAAUUUUAAUACAUAUAAAUGUUAACAUAUGUGUUACAAUUAAAUAAGUAAAAUAAGGUAAAAGCAGAGGAGUCAGUCAACCUCAGCAAACCUGUUGAUAGGGCCAAUCCAAAUUACUGGCAACGAGAGGUGAUAUUCUGAUCAAAUGAACACGUACCUACUCAAAGAUAUAAGGGAAUAUUCUCUCUCUCUUUAAGCAGUAUUUGUUGAAUCCAUGGUAACGGAUGUUUUGGUGAUGUACUGGGUUUUGAAAUGACAAACAUUUCAAUACUUACGUUCAUUUUUCAUGAUGCUUUUCGUAUGAAACUCUGCUCGCUUGUGGUACAUGUAUACUUAAAUUAAUAUAAUAUAGUUGUGUAAAGAAUAGUGCUAUCAUUAGUAGCGGUAUUAUUGUGACCAUAUCAUUCUUCUGCAAAGAACUCCAGGCUAUCUGUGAAUCAUCCACAAUGCCAAACAUAGGGGCACAUUAAAAUAAUAAUAUAUCAUAUAAAUUCAAUAAAUUUAUUGGUAAUUAUUCAAACAGUGAAUGUUGCUGUUUUGGUGUCCAUCACUACCCCUAAUACAGAACUUUAUGAAAGUAAUUUUUCAAAUAUUUUAUCACAGAUAUGUUUUCCCAAUGAACCUCCAUGCUUAACCCUCAAGAUUUGUU
This is a messenger RNA of Toxotes jaculatrix (banded archerfish), 2753 nucleotides long. RefSeq names its product transmembrane protein 204 (gene tmem204). The transcript is spliced from 3 exons. The record is from RefSeq and is a predicted model, not a curated record. The coding region runs from base 916 to 1596 and encodes 226 amino acids. Lineage: Eukaryota; Metazoa; Chordata; Actinopteri; Toxotidae.